CUCCGAUUGUGUUGUUGUAGUAAGACAUCAAUUUAUCUGGAAAAAGAGAAACAUGGUUUAUCACUCUAGUUUUGUGGAUGAAGAGGGUAUUACUAAUGCUUGUGGGUGCCCUCUACUCCCUCUAAAAAGCCAUAUAAAGGGUCCUGCUCCAGCUUCUGAUCAAGAUAGAACUGAUAUUGUUGAUGAAGCAAUCACAUUCUUUCGCGCCAAUGUUUUCUUCCGAAACUUUGAUAUUAAGAGCUCGGCGGACAAGCUUCUCAUCUAUUUGACGUUAUACAUUAAUGUGGCUUUGAAGAGGCUCGGAGGUUGCAGAACUUUGGCUGAAGGAACCAAGGCGAUCAUCAACUUGGGUCUGGAAAAGGUUCCGGUCCCCGGGGAGUCUGGUUUUCCUUUUCCAGGCCUAUUUCCCCUUCCUCAGUCUAAGCAGGAAGCAGAUCUGCUGAGGAAUUAUUUGAAGCAGAUAAGGGAGGAAACAAGUGGGAGAUUAUUGAGUGUUGCAUAUAGACCCAAUGGCACUCCAAAUAAAUGGUGGUUGGCUUUUGCCAAAAGGAAAUUCAUGAAUAUCAUUGUACCAUGAACAUUGUACGAAAUCAGGUAGCAUGCUUGCUUCUUGUGAGUUGAGUAUAAAUUGAGUGUGGGCUUAGCUACUCCCUGGUUGCCUUCUUUUUCUUUGAAGAAUCUUGAACCAAGUAAUUGAACUGGUGGAUAAUGCACCCUUGUGCAAUAUUACAGUUGUAUAAAGGACCAACUUCUUUAU
Molecule: messenger RNA, 757 nt
Organism: Corylus avellana
Lineage: Eukaryota; Viridiplantae; Streptophyta; Magnoliopsida; Fagales; Betulaceae
Gene: ARPC3
Product: actin-related protein C3
Biological process (GO): regulation of actin filament polymerization; Arp2/3 complex-mediated actin nucleation
Cellular component (GO): Arp2/3 protein complex; cytoskeleton
Source: RefSeq, a predicted model, not a curated record